AUGACAUCAGACGGUAAACAGAUCAGCAUGGCGGCUAGUGCCAUAGCUCUUCGUGGGGUCCGCUUAUUCCUGACAGCUGGACGGCACGCAGCAGACCGUUCACAGAACCAGGUAGCACCACCAGCUCCGAGGCCCAAACCGAAGAGCAAGAAGCCUGUAGUCAGUGGGAAGCCACCGCAGAAGGUCUUCGAAAUGCUCAUCAAAACCACCAGGUUUACCAAGGCUGAAAUAGAAGCUCUAUACACGAUGUACCGCCGGCUGGUGAUAGCUGCUCAGGCGGCGGCCCCAGCCUCCGCUAUCGGUCAUCCACCCAAGAUAGAUGGUAUAGACCAGAGCACCUUCCGUGAUGUGAUGCACAAUACUUUCGACCUGGUCACUGAAGAAGCCAUCUUGGAGCGUAUGUGGAUGACCUGGGAGAGGGGUGCGGCAGGUGGAGAAGGGUCCUUAAAAUUCGAGUCCUGGGUCAAAGGGCUAAGCGUGUUACUCAAAGGAAACAUGGAAGAACGAAUCGGAUAUUGCUUCAAAGUCUAUGAUUUAAAUAAUGACGGAUUUAUCACUAGGGAAGAGAUGUUUUUGCUGUUGAGGAACGCCUUGCUAAAACAGCCAGGCGAUGAAGACCCCGAUGAAGGAGUACGAGAGCUUGUUGAAUUGGUACUUAAGAAAUUAGAUGUAGAUAAAGAUGGAACGGUUUCUUUAGAUGAUUACAGAGAAGCCGUAGAGCAGGAGCCGCUUCUUCUAGAAGCAUUCGGACAAUGUCUACCCACAAAGAGACAUACAACUACAUUCCUCAAAACUCUUACUACUAAGACUUAA
Spodoptera exigua (beet armyworm) is the source of this 813-nucleotide messenger RNA. The record is from the annotation of a GenBank genome assembly. Lineage: Eukaryota; Metazoa; Arthropoda; Insecta; Lepidoptera; Noctuidae.